This is a messenger RNA of Cadophora gregata, 1221 nucleotides long. RefSeq lists its product as uncharacterized. The transcript is spliced from 6 exons. The record is from RefSeq and is a predicted model, not a curated record. Bases 1 to 1221 code for a protein of 406 amino acids. NCBI's taxonomy places the organism in Eukaryota, Fungi, Ascomycota, Leotiomycetes, Helotiales, Ploettnerulaceae. Gene Ontology annotation, molecular function: RNA binding.
AUGCCAUUUGCAUUCUGCCAAUAUACUAAUGAUUCUGAUGCUGAGCGAGCCAUCAAGGAUGGUCGCGGCCGCUUGAUCAAGGGCCGUCCAUGCCGUUGCGAGAAAGCAAAGGCACAUCGCUUGUUCUUCUUUGAGCGCAAGUAUGGCCAAGUUGUCACCCCAUCCGAGGUCCAGGAACUACUUCGCAACUUUGGCAGAAUCUCCUUCUGCAGAAAUGUCAAUCAAGUCGAGCGCGCUGCAUAUAAUCUCAACGAGGGUGUCAUGGUUCAAUUUGAGAUGUACGACGAGGGUCAAGCUGCUCACCAGGCAUUCCGCAACCACAAUGAGUUCAAGAUGCAAUGCAUGGCCAAUAUGGGAUCUCCAGCUGGUCGAGGUCUCAACAAAUCCGACCCUGUACAUCGCUCCUACCUUGAUACCUACGAUGUUGACAAGCGCUCUAUCUUCGUCGGAAACCUCCCGACCAGCAUCACUGAAGGCGAGAUCUUCGACAUCUUCCAGCAAUUCGGCAGCAUUGUUCAAGUCACUCUGCACAAGAACGAUUCCAUGAUCGACAUCAAUCAAAAGCACUGCUUUGCUUUCGUGGAGUUCCAACAGCAGCCCGCUGUCACCAAAUCUUUAGUGGCCAUGUCUGGCUAUGUCCUCCAGGACCGAGCUAUUCGAGUCUCUCAAAAGGAUACGGAGGCUGCCAAGGCUCGCACACGACGCCAACCAGCCAGAGUUGCUCCGUCUUUGACUGGUCUAUACCAAUCUCCAGCUGCUCGUCCUGUUGGUCGGCCGCAGGCUUCUCCUUUGGCUAACACGUCUCCUGCUUACGCUUCUCCUUACAGCUUUGCCCAAGUUGGUCAGUAUCAUAACUACCAGGCAAAUGCUUUCCCAGGUCAGGUCCAGUACUACUCUCCAUCCUACUCGCCAACCGUCUAUUCAUCUCCUUCCUACUACUCCUACACUGGUAGCCCAUCCUACACUCAUGGAGCAACCGCAACCGCAACCAUUGCCGGUAGUCCAACUCAUCCGCAAUUCUACUACAGUGGCUAUAAUCAGUACGCCCCGCCUGCAUCGUACCUGCCCACUUCAAGUUCAGUUGCUCUUCAACCACAGGUCAACUACUACACUCAAGCCUACUCCCCACCAACCACCAACAUUAUCCAAGACGAUCGCACCGCAACUCCGACUCCACUUGGACGCCCAGCUGUCAUUGACAAUUCGUUGGAGUCUGAGUGA